AUGCCCUUCCCACGCGCGCGACCCGCCCUCCCAGCGCGAAGAUUCUCCUCCGCGCCCCCCUCCCCCCCCAAUAACCCAACCGCGCACUUUUACAGGACCUUCGGGCGGCCGGUCGCCAAGGCGCUCCUCCUGGCCGUUUUCGCGUACCAGCUCGGGUACUGGGGGUGGGCGAAGCUCGAGGCCGACGAGCGGCGCGGCGCGGCAGACGCGGAGAUGGCGGAUUUGGAGGCGAGGGUGAGGGCGGUGGCGGCGCGCAAGGCGGCGGCUGGGACGGGGGAGUGA
This is a messenger RNA of Ustilaginoidea virens, 282 nucleotides long. RefSeq lists its product as uncharacterized. The record is from RefSeq and is a predicted model, not a curated record. Lineage: Eukaryota; Fungi; Ascomycota; Sordariomycetes; Hypocreales; Clavicipitaceae. The transcript has 3 exons. The coding region runs from base 1 to 282 and encodes 93 amino acids.